Colletotrichum truncatum is the source of this 1710-nucleotide messenger RNA. RefSeq names its product WD and tetratricopeptide repeat protein. Gene Ontology annotation, molecular function: protein binding. Gene Ontology annotation, cellular component: nucleus. NCBI's taxonomy places the organism in Eukaryota, Fungi, Ascomycota, Sordariomycetes, Glomerellales, Glomerellaceae. The record is from RefSeq and is a predicted model, not a curated record.
AUGUCUACAUCUAGCACUGGUAACGAGUCGCCUUUGGAAGACGACAACAGUAUCCGUUUGCAAGAGUUACAAAGCUUGCGCGAUCGUCGCCAGGAACUCACAAAAGCCCUCAGGGAGCUUCCUUACGAUUUGAUCCUCUACCUUGAGCGCGCAAAAGUCCACUCUGACCUAGGCUACCCCGAUCUUGCGGUAGGAGAUGCCUACCGAGCUCUGCUGUUGACCGAUGAGGUUCUCAACGAAGGUUUCGAAUACCACGAGCAGGCGGUUGAGUCUUUGCAGUCUCGGCCCCUAGACCCACUCCCACUGGUCCUUGACCACGGUCACCUGACGGAUCUUGGCAGUGACUAUGUCGAUAACGAGGCGAAGGACCAAGCUGGCCUUGUUCGCCAUGUCGCCAGGUUGUCUUCUGUCCGGUGCUAUCAGAUCCUAUCACUCAGCUUACUCCUAUGUUCGUGCCUGAAGUCGUCCUACGACUUUGCCGAAAGGGGUUUGGCUCUAGCCCCGGAAAACGAGGAGUUGCUGGAGACUUUCGGGUAUAUUAACAAAAUCGCUCGUCAAAGGCUUCGAAGGGAGGACAUUAACCCCAACAUCCUUCCCGAAUGGGGAAUGGUUCGGAGAGAGGUCUACCCUUGGAACGACCACGAGCCCGAUCGUUAUGGUCCCAAAACUCUCGAGUUUCUCAACAAGCAACUAUCCCAGUUCUCGCCAAAAUGUGAGGUCAGAGUCUCCAAGCUUCCGAUCUUGUUGGACGAAGCGAGCGAAACUGAUGACUACGACUUCAUACCCACCUGCGAACAACUAGGUCUUUUUGCCAAGGAAGAUAUUGCGCCAGGAGAGACCGUACUUGAAGAGUAUUCGCUCCUCACCGCAAACAACCGCCAUAAGGAACCGGUCUGCGACGCCUGCGGUGCUGAUCUUCCGCCACUAGGGCCUGACUCGACCGCCGUCAACUGCGAAGAGUGCUACGACACUGUGUUCUGCAGUCAAUACUGCCAUGACUUGGCACAGGAGCUCUAUCAUCCCGCGGUCUGUGAAAAAGACGUGGAUGACAUCAAAAAGGACCCCGAGGCUUCGGAAGCUGCCGAAACGCUGAAUCUGCUGCUUCUUGCCCGUGUUUUGGCUCUAUCACAACACCAAGGCAUUCAUCCUCUUGACCUCCCCCAGGUCAAAUAUAUUUGGGGCGACUUUUUGCCGACGAGCGUCAAUAAUAUCGACAUAUCCCCUAGUCCGAUGCCUCCACCUGACUGGACGCUGCGGUUUUCUUUCGAAUACAACGUCAAGGCACCUCUGCAUAUCCUCGAGAAGAUGGAUGUCGAUAUAUAUACUACUUUACCGGAAAACGAUUUGUGGGUUUUCAACACCCUCUAUAGCAAGUUCCGGGGCACGGCGUCGAGUCGGAAGAAUCCACGGGAUGGUCGACCCGAGGUUGCGGCCGUGCAUCCCUUUUGGUGCAUAGCGAACCACGACUGUAACCCGAACGUUACCUGGGACUGGGCAGGAAGAAUGGUGCUAUGGGCAAGAAAGGAAAAGAUUAUGGGAGACAAACCAGGGCUCAAGGCUGGAGAGGAAGUUCUCAAUCAUUAUACCGACAUCAGAAUGUCCGUUGACGAGCGACGCGAGUGGGCCAAGGGAAGCCUCGGUGGAUCAUGUAUGUGCUCUCGUUGCCGAAGUGAGGCAGCAGCAGCAGCAACAACAGCAAAGAAGGCUUGA